Molecule: messenger RNA, 1082 nt
Organism: Penaeus chinensis
Lineage: Eukaryota; Metazoa; Arthropoda; Malacostraca; Decapoda; Penaeidae
Product: macrophage mannose receptor 1-like
Exons: 8
Coding region: 11-949 (312 amino acids)
Molecular function (GO): signaling receptor activity
Source: RefSeq, a predicted model, not a curated record
UCGCUAUACCAUGUUGCGACUCUCGCUGCUUCUGGCCACGACGCUCACGUUGGUGCUGUGCCGGAGUCUUCCCAGUAACCGGGAUGAGGACCUGGUCUGUCCCGACGGAUGGACGCUGCUGGAGUCCUCGUGCUUCCUGGUGACAGAAUCGUCAGGCAACUGGUUCGAAGGGCAAGACUUCUGCAAGAGCUUGGAGGCCUCGCUAGCCACUGUGUCCAGUGCUUCUCUACAAACAGCACUCUCGGGCAUGCUGAAAGGAAACACCUGGAUUGGUCUCACUGAUCUCAAGAAUGACCACAGUUAUUCAUGGGCUGAUGGAACUCCCUUCGAGUUUUCCAGCUGGGCAGAAGAUGAACCCAGUAACUCGGGAACCUUCUGGGUAUUUGGCGAGAGAGAAGACUGCGUUGAGAUGCGACAAGAAUUCCAGUAUCUCUGGAAUGACGCUCACUGUGAUGACGUCAAGCUAUUCACGUGCAGUCGUCCAGCUGACCCAGCGCCCACCACCACAACCACCACCACAACCACAACAACUACCACCACUCCAGCACCCGCCUGUGAGGAAGGAUGGGAGAUUCACGAGCUGUCUUGCUACCUAGUGAGUGAAGCUGUCGCCUCGUGGGAGGGCGCCAAAGGCAACUGCAGUGGUCUCGGGGGCGUGCUGGCUUCCAUCACCAGCGAGGACGAGCAGGCCUUCGUGAGCGGUCUGUUGACUCGCAGUGCCUGGAUUGGUCUCAGCGAUCAGGAAAUCGAAGGAGAGUAUAUCUGGGAGGACGGCAGUCCUUAUAACUAUAGAAGCUGGGAGGAAGGGGAGCCCAACAACUACUACUAUUACAUUACCCUCGGCGUGGGCGAGGACUGCGUCGAAAUGAAAAAGGACUACGACUACCGCUGGAACGACGAACUCUGUCCAGCUGAAAAGGCGUUUGUUUGCGAGCGACCUGCCGAGUAACGUCGAUGUCUCCUUCCCAGGUUGAUCUAAGGAAUAGAAUUCGUCUUCUCUAUUAGGAUACACAUUCAAGGAUCCUUGAUUUUUUCUGGACUUCUUCCUUGUACGCAAUAUGCAAUAAAUUGAACAGAGCAUU